Molecule: messenger RNA, 2088 nt
Organism: Ruditapes philippinarum (Manila clam)
Lineage: Eukaryota; Metazoa; Mollusca; Bivalvia; Venerida; Veneridae
Exons: 5
Coding region: 325-882 (185 amino acids)
Source: RefSeq, a predicted model, not a curated record
UUUGCUUUAUCAAUUUCACUAGUUCCUCUGAUAUUUUCCGGCUACUUUAAAAACAAGUUUUAUAAUAAGUCAGGAGUGUGCAUUGCACUACCGUUGACGAGAGACCGCCCUCCAGGUUGGCUUUAUUCAAUUUUAAUCUUCAUCGGUCUAAAUUUCGCCACUUUCCUGGUAGUUGCUGCCGGCCAAUGGUCAAUAUACACGGAAAUUAGCAGAACGAGCGGUAAGCUGAGGAAAUCACAAUCUCGAAAAAAAGAUCUGAUUGUAGCAAGAAAUUUACUGCUUGUGGUUGCCACGGACUUCCUCUGCUGGUUUCCAAUAGGAUGUAUGGGAAUAAUGGCUUUGUCAGGUUAUGCUAUUUCUGGUGAUGUUUAUGCGUGGGCAGCAGUAUUUAUACUACCAGUUAAUUCAGCUCUGAAUCCUAUGCUAUACACGCUCACUGCCAUAGUUGGUAAAAAGAGUUUCACCCCAAAUGCUAACGAGCAGGUUAGGAACACUGUUCAUAAAGGUAAGGCAAAACGAUUUCUGGAAAACCAGAAGCUAACAGAACUACGAUUUAAUUUGAACGGCCACAUGUCACCAGCAUCAUAUAUGACCAUACACGAGUAUCUGCAGGAGAUUGAAGUUUUACCUACAUGGGCUAUUCUUAGGAUAAUGUAUCAACUCACAGAAUGUCUGGUUGUACUGCACAAGAACGCUUUGGUUUUAGAACAAAUCGAUGAACAUUCCAUCUAUAUCAAGGCAGACCAUACUAAGGUAACUGGUGAUGUUCAGAUUCGACGUGAGCCAACUGUUUGUUCAAAGCUCGUUGAUCAGCAAAAGGACAUAUUUAAACUUGGGUUGUUAAUCCAAACAUUGAUUAUAAAGAAUAAAAGAUUUAAAUAAUGAGGACCGAGACGCCCUUUGCUCUGUCCUGUUUUGUUUGGAGUCCUGCUUGGCUCCUUGCCGAUAGUACUGUCUUACUUGGUCGUGUGGAGGUUUAGUGCAUUGAAUGCCACCCUUUCUGGUCGAUCUUGUUUUUCAUAUUUGAUAGAAUGAAAAGUUACUUGUUUUGGCAAACAUAUUUCGAGUUUUUCUGUUGCUGUUGAAAAUGGAUUUUGAAAAUCAUGUUUUGUCCGGUAGUUUAUUUUAAUAAGGAUAUGACAUUUACUGAAGUUUACUAUGAGUUUGGUCCAAUGGAAAAUAAUUUUCUGAGAAUAAUUUGAAUUUUUAACUACUUUGAUAUGCUAGCUGAAAACGAAAAGUGUAAGUGUUGUAAAAUGUUCAGGGUUUCGAUUGAUUUUAUUAAUGGAAGCUUGAAACUGUACACAAGUAAGCUGUGUAUCGCCUUCCACGUUCACUGGUCAGUGCAUUAAAUGCACGGUUGUUUGUCUUAGUCUUACUUGCCUAAAAAAGAUAAACAGAAAACAGAAUCCUUAAAGUGAGCCUUUUGAAUUUUUAAACAUCAGUAGAUGUGUUCAUAUGGCGUUGAUCAUGAAACCUCCAAUGUACAACGCUAGUGCCAUAACAUGAAAAGCGGCAUAUAAGACAAGAAACCAUGGCUGCAUGAAACUGUGCCAUAGACAUAAUCGAAGCCUUUUCCAUUCAUUGCUAGGUCAACUGCUCACAAACAGUAUCACAAACAAAACCAUGUGUUCUUUUGUGCAAACCAGGUCAACCAGUGACUAUGUACUAUCUCAGUGUAGCAAUUGGAUAACAAGUUAGCCAAUUUACAUAAAUCUGUAAACACUGGAAAUGUCAUGACAGCAAACACGUUUGUUUUAUAGUGAUACGCCUUUAAAAUAAGCCGUAGACCUAUCCUUAACUGUACCUGAACUGUAGAAGACCCUUUUGUAUGAUAAGGUAAAUAGGUUAAACGUUAAUGUCAGUUAUAUUCAUAUCCGAUAUUUAACGUAAGAAGGAAUAAAUAGGUCUAAGUUUGUGAAACAGUAAUGGCAUUGUGCAUGACAUUUUGAUGAUCCCUUUUGAAUUAGGAGUCAUUAAGUCCAAAGUUAACUUGACAGUGACAUUUAAAAACGUUGUCCGAUCCAUGACUUGUUCUGGUUGUUUUCUUUAUUUUAAUUCAGUCUUGUUCGAAGUGUGUGCAGCGAA